AAGUACCGAUUGGUUGCCUCCCGUACAUGCCUGAACUGGGGACUGAACCUGCAAUCUAGUUCUUUUGCCAUGAAAAUGGUGUGGACAGUCUUGAACAUGCAGUAUUCAUGCUGAUGGGACAAGAUCCAAUAUGAAUAUAAAUGAUGGAGGAAGACGACGCUUUGAGGAUAAUGAACAUACAUUACAUAUAUAUCCUGGGACAAUCUCAGAAGGGACAAUCUACUGUCCAAUUCCUGCCAGAAAAAAUUCCACAGCUGCUGAGGUGAUUGACUCUCUUAUAAACAGACUUCAUCUUGACAAAACAAAAUGUUAUGUUCUAGCAGAGGUAAAAGAAUUUGGUGGAGAAGAAUGGAUACUCAAUCCAACAGACUGUCCAGUUCAACGAAUGAUGUUGUGGCCCCGAAUGGCUCUGGAAAAUCGCCUAAGUGGAGAGGACUACCGCUUUCUUCUGAGAGAAAAAAACCUUGAUGGAUCAAUCCAUUAUGGUAGUCUUCAGUCAUGGCUACGGGUAACAGAAGAACGUCGCAGGAUGAUGGAAAGGGGUUUUCUUCCACAGCCUCAACAGAAAGACUUUGAUGAUUUAUGUAGCUUACCUGAUUUGAAUGAGAAAACUCUCUUAGAAAACCUACGAAAUCGCUUUAAGCAUGAAAAAAUUUAUACCUAUGUUGGCAGUAUUCUAAUAGUUAUUAACCCAUUCAAGUUUCUUCCUAUUUAUAACCCCAAAUAUGUCAAAAUGUAUGAUAACCACCAGUUAGGAAAGCUUGAGCCUCACAUUUAUGCUGUGGCUGAUGUAGCUUAUCACACCAUGCUUCAGCGAAAAAAGAAUCAGUGCAUUGUGAUUUCAGGAGAGAGUGGUUCCGGCAAGACUCAAAGCACAAACUUUCUUAUUCACCACCUUACUGCUCUCAGUCAGAAAGGAUUUGCCAGUGGAGUGGAACAAAUUAUUCUUGGAGCUGGACCAGUACUUGAGGCUUUUGGAAAUGCAAAGACAGCUCAUAAUAACAAUUCAAGUCGUUUUGGCAAGUUUAUUCAAGUAAAUUACCAAGAAACAGGCACUGUACUUGGUGCCUAUGUUGAAAAAUAUCUACUGGAGAAGUCGAGACUUGUUUAUCAAGAGCAUAAUGAACGGAACUAUCAUGUAUUCUAUUACCUUCUGGCAGGAGCAAGUGAAGAAGAGAGAUUAGCAUUCCAUCUUAAACAGCCAGAAGAAUAUCAUUACCUUAAUCAGAUAACAAAGAAACCUCUCAGACAGAGCUGGGAUGAUUAUUGCUAUGACUCUGAGCCGGAUUGCUUUACCACAGAGGGCGAAGAUUUGAGACAUGACUUUGAACGUUUACAACUGGCCAUGGAAAUGGUAGGAUUUCUUCCCAAGACACGAAGACAGAUUUUCUCUCUUCUCUCAGCAAUACUACAUUUGGGUAAUAUUCGUUAUAAAAAGAAGACAUACCGGGAUGACUCCAUAGAUAUCUGUAAUCCUGAAGUUCUGCCUGUUGUCUCAGAAUUGUUAGAAGUUAAAGAAGAGAUGCUAUUUGAAGCAUUAGUUACAAGGAAGACUGUGACAGUGGGAGAGAAGCUUAUUUUACCAUACAAGCUGGCAGAGGCUGUGACAGUGAGGAACUCCAUGGCUAAGUCUUUAUAUAGCGCCCUAUUUGACUGGAUAGUUUUUCGGAUUAAUCACGCACUUCUGAAUAGUAAAGAUUUGGAGCAAAAUACCAAGACUUUGUCUAUUGGUGUUCUUGAUAUUUUUGGGUUUGAAGAUUAUGAAAAUAACAGCUUUGAACAGUUCUGUAUUAAUUUUGCUAAUGAACGUUUACAGCACUACUUUAAUCAACACAUCUUUAAAUUGGAGCAAGAAGAAUAUAGAGCCGAAGGUAUCAGCUGGCACAAUAUAGAUUAUAUUGAUAAUACCUGUUGUAUAAAUCUUAUUAGCAAGAAACCGACGGGACUCCUCCAUCUUUUAGAUGAAGAAAGCAACUUUCCACAGGCUACAAAUCAAACAUUGCUAGACAAAUUUAAGCAUCAACAUGAAGAGAAUUCUUACAUUGAAUUUCCAGCUGUGAUGGAGCCUGCUUUCACCAUAAAGCAUUAUGCCGGGAAAGUAAAAUAUGGAGUAAAGGAUUUUCGGGAAAAAAAUACAGAUCAUAUGCGCCCUGACAUUGUAGCUCUCCUGAGAAGUAGCAAGAAUGCAUUUAUCUCUGGGAUGAUUGGAAUUGAUCCUGUAGCUGUUUUCCGAUGGGCGGUUCUCCGAGCUUUUUUCAGAGCCAUGGUUGCUUUCAGGGAAGCUGGGAAAAGACAUAUUCAGAGCAAAACUGGACAUGAUGAUACAGCGCCAUGUGCAAUUUUGAAAAGUAUGGAUAGUUUUAGCUUUCUCCAACAUCCAGUCCACCAGAGGAGUUUAGAGAUUCUGCAGAGGUGCAAGGAAGAGAAGUACAGUAUAACCCGGAAAAACCCCAGAACACCUCUUUCUGACCUCCAGGGCAUGAAUACCUUAAAUGACAAAAACCAGCAUGAUAUAUUUGAUAAUGCCUGGAAUGGCAGAACUGGGAUUCGCCAGACCAGACUAUCAAGUGGCACCUCCUUGCUUGACAAAGAUGGGAUAUUCGCUAAUUCAGCUAGCAGCAAACUCUUGGAAAGAGCCCAUGGAAUUCUCACGAGAAACAAAAACUUCAAAUUCAAGCCUGGCCUUCCAAAGCACUUGCUAGAGGUAAAUUCUUUAAAGCACCUGACAAGACUGACCCUGCAGGAUCGAAUUACCAAGUCGCUUCUUCAUUUGCACAAGAAGAAGAAACCUCCCAGCAUCAGUGCUCAGUUUCAGGCCUCAUUAAACAAGCUGAUGGAGACACUUGGUCAAGCAGAACCAUAUUUUGUAAAAUGCAUUCGCUCUAACGCAGAAAAGCUGCCAUUAAGGUUCAAUGAUGCCUUGGUACUUAGACAGCUUCGGUAUACUGGGAUGCUGGAGACAGUUCGAAUUCGCCAGUCAGGAUAUAGCUGUAAAUACUCCUUCCAGGAUUUUGUGAGCCACUUCCAUGUUCUUCUUCCUCGAAAUAUUAUUCCAUCCAAAUUUAACAUUCAGGAUUUCUUCAGGAAAACAAAUAUUAAUCCAGACAAUUAUCAAGUUGGAAAAUCCAUGGUGUUCCUGAAGGAGCAGGAACGACAGCACCUACAAGAUCUACUUCACCAAGAGGUGCUCCACAGAAUCAUACUGUUGCAACGAUGGUUUAGGGUCUUGCUCUGCAGGCAGCAUUUCCUCCAACUGAAACAAGCAUCAGUUAUCAUCCAGCGAUUCUGGAGAAAUUACCUAAAUCAGAAGCAAGUCAUCAGAGAUGCAGCUGUGCAAAAAGAUGCUUUAGUUAUAGCUAAUGCAGCUACUCUCCUCCAAGCUUCUUGGCGUGCUCACUUAGAGAGGCAGCGAUAUUUGGAGCUCCGGACUGCAGUCAUCAUCAUCCAGCAGAGAUGGAGGGAGCACUACAGGCGGAAGCAAAGAGCUGCUAUUUGUAUACAGGCACAAUGGAAAGGCUAUAGGGAAAGUAAGAGGUAUCACGAGCAAAGGAACAAAAUUAUCCAUUUGCAGUCAAUAUGUAGAGGAUUCAGAGCAAGACAGAGAUUUAAAGCUUUAAAAGAACAAAGACUGAAAGAAGCAAAAAUAGAUCUUGGAUUGAUAAAUAUUGAGCCAUAUGGUUCUGUGAAAAUUCAUGGUUCAGACCCUUCAGAAUGGGAGGAUUGUUCCUUCGACAACAGAGUAAAAGCCAUAGAAGAAUGUAAAUCUGUGACAGAGAGCAAUCAAAAUAAUUCAGUUGAUUGCUGGAAGGAGUCCCCAAACAAGCGACAGGAGAGAGCCAGAAGCCAAAGUGGUGUGGACUUGCAGGAAGAUGUAAUUGUAAGAGAGAGACCCAAGUCUUUGGAGGAUCUCCACCAGAAAAAAGUAGGACGUGCCAAAAGAGAAAGUCGGAGAAUGAGAGAACUAGAACAAGCUAUAUUUAGCUUAGAAUUGCUGAAAGUCCGUUCUCUUGGUGGUGUGUCUCCUUCAGAAGAACGCAGAUGGUCUACGGAAUUGAUGCCCGAGGGUCUUCAGUCCCUUCAGGGUACACCUGAUAGUGAAAGCUCUCAAGGAAGCUUGGAACUUCUGAGCUGUGAGGAAAGCCAAAAGUGCAAACUAGAGUCCGUAAUUUUAGAUGAAGGAGACUUGCAGUUUCUAUCACCUGAGAUAUCUAGUAGUAAAAAAUUUGAUUCACAGGACAAUGCCCUCAGUGCAUCAAGUGAGACUAAUUGUACCUUGAUUCAAAAGGGCGCACCCUCUGAAUCAGUGCAUUUGAAGAAUGGGACUAUGAAGGAAAAACUGGUUUGCAGUUCUGAAUCUAUUACCUAUAAGCCACCCCUGAGAGACCCCUUUAUUUCCAGUAGUCUGCCUACAUUUUUUUAUAUUCCUCAACAAGACCCACUGAAAACAAGUUCCCAACUAGACACAAGUAUUCAGAGAAACAAACUAAUAGAAAGUGAAGAAACACUUCCAGUUCUUACUUUAGAUAUCAACAGGGAAGCCAGAAAGUAUCACUUCUCAGGAGAAAAUCAAGUUGUUGCUUCUUGGAAUACAGAUUCUUCUAAUACUGUGCUUAAAAGGUUGGAAAAGCUCAACACUGAGAAGGAAAAAAGGCAAAAGCAAUUGCAGCAACAGAAUGAAAAAGAAAUGAUGGAACAGAUUCGCCAGCAAACAGAUAUUUUAGAGAAGGAGCGUAAAGCUUUCAAGACAAUUGAAAAACCAAGAAUUGGGGAGUCUUUCCCAGUAUCAUAUUCCCAUCAAUCAAAGCAAAGAGUAGAAAGGCCAUCCUCUCUCCUCAUCCUGAAUACCCCAAAUAAGGAAGAACUCGAUGUACGAGGGCCUCCAUCAAUAACUGUAAAAGAUGCAGCUCUUGCCCCAAAAGACAGUUCCUCUGCUCACUUACCCAUGCGAGAUCAAACCGUCUUCCUGUGCUUUGAAAGAAAAGGAGGCCCAUGUCAAUCUAGUACUGUCGAUGAAUUGUCCAAGACAGACAGAAGGUGCACCCAACUGAAUGUAGCCUGUAACCUCUCUAAUAAUCGCGUUUCAAAAAAAGGACAGUUUAGGCCAACUCAGGCUUAUGGCCACAAAUCUAAUGACCCUCCCAGAGAUGGAACUACUAGGGCCAUUUUCUACACACCAAAGGAAAAUAUGAGUAUUCCUCUCAUCAGCAAGGAAUCCUUAAACAGUGGAAAUCUUCAACUCCAUAAACAAGAUGAACCAGCUUCGAAACCUGUAAAGUUAACUGGGCCGGGCCAAGGAGAGCAGGUUGCCAGACCGGCCCAUAAAAAGAAAGCUCGAAUGGCGCGGACGCGCUCCGAUUUCUUGACUAGAGGUACUUUUGCUGAUGGGGAGGGGGAUACAGAGGAAGAUGAUUACGAUGACAUUGAGCCCCUUCUCUCCCUUGACCAACCUUCUCACUCUGAGCUAGGGCCAGCACCCAGCCUGGGUCAGGCCUCUCACAGUGACUCCGAAAUGACAUCACAGCGAUUUUCUUCAGUUGAUGAAGAAACAAAGCUUCAUAAGACUAUGUCUCAAGGAGAGAUUACGAAAUUGUCAGUGAGACAGAAGACUUCAGAUUUGGAUAUAAGACCUCAGAGAGCUAGGAUGAGAUUCUGGGCCAAAGGGAAACAAGGGGAGAAGAAGAUUACCAGAGUGAAACCCACCACCCAGUCAGAGGUUUCGGCACUCUUUGCUGGCUCAGAUACGAUUCCAGCUCAUCAGUUUUCAGAUGAACUAGCUCCCUAUCAUCCAACACCUCCUUUGAGCCCAGAAUUGCCUGGUAGUUCCCAGAAGGAAUUCAAAGAGAACAAAGAGCCUUCUCCAAAGGCGAAGCGCAGGCGAAGUGUGAAGAUCAGCAGUGUGGCUUUGGAAUCUAUGCACUGGCAAAAUGACUCUGUCCAGAUCAUAGCAAGUGCCAGUGAUUUAAAAAGCAUGGAUGAAUUUCUUCUGAAAAAGGUGAAUGACUUAGAUAAUGAAGACAGCAAGAAAGACACACUCGUGGAUGUUGUAUUUAAAAAAGCCCUGAAAGAAUUCCGGCAGAAUAUCUUCAGCUUUUAUUCAUCUGCACUGGCGGUGGAUGAUGGCAAAAGCAUACGAUAUAAAGACCUCUACGCACUGUUUGAGCAGAUUCUGGAAAAGACCAUGAGGCUUGAGCAACGUGAUUGGAGAGAAUCUCCAGUCAGAGUUUGGGUGAACACUUUUAAAGUGUUUUUAGAUGAAUAUAUGAAUGAACUCAAGACUUUGGAUUGUAUACCCCCAAAGGUGCCAAAAACAGAAAGAAAGAAAAGAAGGAAAAAAGAAACUGAUUUAGUGGAAGAGCACAAUGGUCACAUCUUUAAGGCCACUCAGUAUAGCAUUCCUACAUACUGCGAGUACUGUUCUUCUUUGAUAUGGAUAAUGGACCGAGCCUCUGUUUGCAAGUUAUGCAAGUAUGCUUGCCAUAAGAAAUGCUGUCUGAAAACUACAGCCAAGUGUUCUAAAAAGUAUGAUCCAGAGCUAUCAUCUCGACAGUUUGGGGUUGAACUGUCCCGUUUGACAAGCGAAGACCGAACUGUUCCUUUAGUGGUGGAAAAGCUCAUAAACUACAUUGAAAUGCAUGGACUGUAUACAGAAGGUAUUUAUCGAAAGUCUGGUUCAACUAAUAAAAUCAAGGAGCUUCGACAAGGUCUAGAUACAGAUGCUGAGAGUGUAAACCUAGAUGACUAUAACAUACAUGUCAUUGCAAGUGUAUUCAAACAAUGGCUUCGUGAUUUGCCCAAUCCACUCAUGACCUUUGAGCUCUAUGAGGAAUUUCUUCGAGCUAUGGGUCUUCAGGAGAGGAAAGAGACAAUCCGUGGUGUAUACUCUGUGAUUGACCAGCUCUCCCGAACUCAUCUCAAUACACUGGAACGCCUCAUCUUUCAUUUAGUCAGGAUCGCUCUGCAGGAAAACACUAAUCGAAUGUCUGCUAAUGCUUUGGCCAUUGUGUUUGCACCCUGCAUUCUCCGCUGCCCUGACACCAUAGACCCACUACAAAGCGUGCAGGACAUCAGUAAGACUACCACCUGUGUGGAGCUGAUUGUUGUGGAACAAAUGAAUAAAUAUAAGGCUCGUCUCAAAGACAUCAGUAGCCUGGAAUUUGCUGAGAAUAAGGCAAAGACCAGGUUGUCUCUGAUUCGUAGAUCAAUGAAACCUGUACUAAUUGCAGUUAGAUUUAUGAGCAUUACCCGCAAUUCAGUCUCGGGAAAGGGGCGUCUUCAUCGAGGAAACUAUCCAAGUCCGUCCUCUCCUGUUGCCGUUGGGUUGCCCUCCAUGUCUGAUGUCCCAGAAGAGGCCUUGACUGGUGAUGCAGCCAUGGAGACGGACAUGACGGAGCAGCAGCGUGCGGCCAUGCAGCAGGAGGAGAGAGUGCUAGCUGAGCAGAUUGAGAGCCUGCAGAAGGAGAAGGAGGAGCUAACAUUUGAAAUGCUUGUACUGGAACCCCGUGCUUCCGAUGAUGAAACCCUUGAGUCUGAGGCCUCCAUUGGGACUGCCGAUAGCUCAGAAAACUUGAACAUUGAGUCUGAAGGUGCAGUCUCUGAGAAAUCAGAGAGAAGCUUAACGCUUAGCACCCUGAAGACAGCUGGCAAGUCUGAACCUUCUGGCAAGUUGAGAAAGCAGCUAAAAAAGCAGCACGACUCUUUGGAUUCAGUGGACUCUUCGGUCUUGGCUUUUUGUUCAUCUAACACUGCAUCUUCUCAUGGGACCAGAAAACGAUUCCAGAUUUAUUCCAAAUCUCCAUUCUACCGAGCUGCCUCUGCUGGGGAGGCCGUGGGAGUGGAGGGGCCAUUGGGCCAGACCAAAACCCUGGAAGACAAGCCUCAGUUCAUCAGCAGAGGAACCUUCAACCCUGAAAAGGGCAAACAAAAAUUAAAGAAUGUGAAAAGCUCACCUCAGAAAACCAAAGAGACCCCAGAGGGGACAGCGGUGUCUGGCCGCAGGAAAACUGUGGACCUGGACUGCAGCUCCGCCCAACAGCCAGCUCUCUUUGGAAGUAAUGAGUUUAUGGUCUGAACUGGCAGACGUGUGUCCCUUCACGGCCGCAGAGCGGUAAACACAUCUCAUCUUUGGGGUCCCUUCUCUCUCAUCACCUCAUCCACGAUACCCACCCUAAAUGAGGUCCUGCCUCUUGCCCAAGCAUACCAGUGAGACCUUGCGUGCUGAGUCCCUGGGCCUCAUGGGGAAGUGGGAAGGCCUCUCUGAAGCCUGCUGGGGAUGGAGCCGGCUGUGCCUUGGCUGCUGUGUUAGACUAGAGAUCCCAUUAACGAAGCCCCUGGGCUCGGGCCCCAGGAUUUGGGUCAGUUGUGGAGGCCUGUGUAGUCACCUCUCUUCUGUCCUCUUUUCCCUUUCCAGAGGUGGGUGUGGACCUGGGGCACACAUUGUGGGCCUGAAGGACCCACUGAUUUCUGACAUAUGAAGAAAACAUAUAAAUCUUUCUUAACCAUGAAAGCAAAAGCCGUUGGGUUUAUUUUGGGAUAGUGAGGAGCUGGGGUAGAAUAUACUUCUUUUCCAAGAAUUUAUAAACAAAGAGCCUGAGCCUUCUAUUUUAAGAUGUUUGAAAAAUACUUCAUGUUCUAUUCUGGGGAAAGUGAAAAAGCAGUUGUUUCCAUCAGAGCUCGUUCUCAGACCUCUGGUUACACAAUGAAGAAGAGAGUACAUGUUUUGUUCUUUGGUGAUGUUUGAUGAAAUAAUAAUCGAUGCUGGUUUAACUCCUCAUUAGUUUCUGCCAAAUAUAUCGCAUGGGCUGAAGUUUCAGUAGCCACACUGUUCUCGUACUCCCUGGUCCCAGGAUCGGGUUUCUCUAUUUUUUUUCAAAUGUCCCAGAGAUAGGGUGAUCCCUAAACAUGAGGGUUUCACCCUAAUCCAACCAGGUUUUUCUCUUUGCAUAGAUUAAACUGAAGAUCACAUAUUCAGCUGCUGGUAGAUUUCAACCACAAACUCAAGACAAAUGAAUUGACCAUUUAAUCACUUCUCCCAAAGCACUCACACACAAUACUGCAUGAACACAUGUUACAGAAAGCUGCCAAAAAAUAAGAGAAAAGGUUUUCAGAUGAUCCAUCUACUUUUGUCGUCUUUUCCUCAGACCAUCAGUAUUAGAUUUUUUUAAAUAUCAAGGACUACUUGAAGCUACUUUUGUUAAUAUUCUGGUUACUGAAGUUUAAUGUAAAUAUUUAUGUAUAGUAUGCAUAUUUCUUUUUAACCUUAUGCUUCCCCCCUCCCACAGAAUUUCUUCCCCCAGAUUAGGGAUCAUGGGACAGGGAGGUGAGAGCCACGCAUCCCUGGGUUGAGGGAUAAGUCAGACUAUCUUUCACCACUAGGCGUCUCCAUAUGCCUGAGCUAUAAUAGCAUUUUAAGCUUCUUAGUGUCCGGGGGGAUUAGAAAUCUGUUUUUGCUAUUUAUAAUAUAUGGAAAAUGAAACAUGAUACUCUUUCUUGACAUAUGUAUGUGAAAAUGUUUAUUUUUAAAGUUACUAAAUGCAUCUUGUCUAACUACCACAUGCACUGUUCUAAAAAAAGAGCCUUUACCAUCUGUGACCUGAAUUUUGGUUAUUCAUGCUUCUUUGAUUGGAAAUUAUGGAAGUACUAAGAUUUGUGUCAAGGCAGAGUCUCUCCUGUUACACAACACUGAACCUCAUGCCACUGCUUAAGUGGUUGUUGUCGAGCCCCAGAGCUAAGACUCGUUCUGAGUGGCAGCUGAAGGUAGCAGGAAGGAGUCUUACCUGUCCUGGGUUUGGGUUCUGAAAUGUGCUGGUGAAAGGAAUCUUUACAAGUCUCCAGAAUGAUGAUAGUGAGUAAAUAUUUCAUUUUAAAUCCUGCAAACAUCUGCCACCUUGCAUGCCGUCCUAAGGAGUAUAAAUGUAAAGCCUUUAAAAGUCUGAAUUUUGGAAAAUCUGGAGGAAAACCCAGUCCCUCAGCGUGGUUGUGUCAAAGUGGGAUUGCUGCUGCCGCAGGCCCUGCCAUCCGCACGUCUGCUCAGAGUCCCUGGGGGAGCAGUGCUCUGCUGUGCGAGGGCUGCCCUUCCCCUGCCGGGCACCGGUCAGUGCCGCACAGAAGGGGGGUCACUUCUGUUGGCUAAUUUCCUUUGGCCCAGAGGAAUGGCCUAGAGAAUACGUCUUGGCAUAUGUUCUCCUUCUAAAUCUUUGUGGGUUCUUCUGUUGUUACUGUUUGCAAAAUAAGUUUUUGGCAGUUGAAAAAACUACUCGUAUAGGACACUUUAUAGAACUCGGCAAUGGAUGUUAAGAGACUUUAUAAUUUUUCUCAGGGACCUGAAACCUGAUUUUGGAUAAAAUUAAAUAAAAAAUACUUGUUUUUCAGUUACUAGGUUUGUGGAUUUCUAGUCAUUUAACAAACUGCCAGAAGGGAGGGUGAUGGGGAGGAGAGAUACAUGCAGUGGCAGGGAUGGAGACAAGUGUGGGACUCUCCCUUUGAAGGAAGGAAAGCCAUUUUUCGUGGGAUAAUAGGUACUGUUGACCUGAGAAAGAUGACACCGUAACUCUUAAAAACUGUCAGAGUCAAGUGCUGUAUAUCCUGCCAUUUGAUCUUCACUGAUUCUCUUCCUGGCUCAGGCUAUGUCGCCACAAAGUGAGGAGGCUGCAUGCAUUGCAGUCAUUCACGACUGAGCUCUUUAACCUCAGUGUGUGUUGCAUCUGUAUUUUCACUGCUUCUCCUUUGCCUGUUUUCUUUGAUCUCAGAAAAAUGCCUGUACAGCAGCAGCUGGGUAGCCCUACACUCGGAGCUCAUCUUCCAAAAUCAAGUACAUUCUGUUCCUAGCACACCUUCCCAGUCCCAGACAAAGCCUGGAUUUCAGUCCUCCUGAUUUAAAGCCAACACGUCCCUUAUCAUGAAAAAAUGUGAUGGCAGCAGAGAAGUCUAAUUUGGGAUCACAAUGGGUAUCAUAAAGUGAAGCAAAUUACUUUAACGGCAGAUACAGGGAGGGUUCAGGAAGGUGAGACAUGCUUAGUUUGUAAUGUACUUUAUACUUCCUGCCAGUUUAAUGUUUUUGCCACUCUGGGCUUCUGAAAGUGCAAAGGGAGAUACCACCUUUCCUGCAGGAGCCUCGCAGAGGCCGUGGGACCUGAGGUCAGGAAAUGGGAUGCCAGAGCCCCGCCGCCUUCUCACUCUUCAGAAACCAGCCACAGUUCUUCACUAACCUCUGCUGGGAGGCUAGCGGAGACUUCUCUGUUCUAUCAUGAUGGGGUGGUUUUCACUGUCAAAGACGGAGGAUCCCAGAAACUUACUGAAAAGAGGAGAUCCAACAAGGUGCCACAGGCCCACUUCAGUGCCUGUGGGUCUUGUUUUUUUAAACUCAAACUAAUGGAUGUAUACGUUUCUAGUUCACUUUAGUGAACUAGAGAGAAGAAAGUGUUCUCAGUACGUGUUCAAAGCUACAAGAGUUUUAAUUUUAAAAAGAAACACUGUCCAGACUGCUUUACUCACCCUUGUCUCCCCUCUCCGUUUUUUCCCUUGAUGGGGAGCUGGAUGUGGGGCAUGCAUCCUUCUGUGUUGACAAAUGUGUUAUGUCACCCAUAAUUUUGUGACAGCUCUCCCACACUGUCGUCCCCCAACACCAUGCUAGCCUUGGUGGUAAAAUUUCUUGGUAUUUAUGGGACUCCUCUUUCUAUGCCCCUAAAAUACUUUUAACCACUUUUCUCUGGAACAACUCCCACAUUUGAUUUGGUAUGAAAUGGUAACAACGGAAUGAUGAGUGUGGACAUGAGCUACUCGGUUUUGUUGGUCUCUUGGUUGAAACUGUUUUAGAAAAAAUUCCCACCGAGGGACCUGUCACCUUGCUGUCCAUCCACACUUCAUACCUGUUUAUCAGCCCUCUUGGGCCAUGUUAAAGUUGCACCUUUUGAACACGUAUUUACUAGGGCAAAGGUGUAUACUACAGAUUAGUGUUAUAUUAUUUUAAUGGAUUUAAAUAAUUUAUAAGUAUGCUAAGUGUAAAUUUUUAAAUGACUAUGUAUUGUAAAAGGACAUAUCCUGUGAAAUAUAAUAUUUUACUGUUAAACAGAAUAAUUCUCAAAGAAGAAUGAUUUAUCUCACCCGUGGAACUGACUACAUCCUGAUAACAAUCAACAGGCACUUUGUAAUUUCUUUUUGGGUUUUUUGGGGAGCUGUCGGGAAGCAAGACAUCAUCUGUAUAAAAUUCUAUUUGUAUCACUCACAAUAUGCACUGUAUGGCUACACGAGCAGCUUGAACAAAUCGCUCCAAUGGCUCAUUAAAGAACAAAAGCUUCCAGA
Molecule: messenger RNA, 12297 nt
Organism: Phyllostomus hastatus (greater spear-nosed bat)
Lineage: Eukaryota; Metazoa; Chordata; Mammalia; Chiroptera; Phyllostomidae
Gene: MYO9A
Product: myosin IXA
Exons: 44
Coding region: 131-8068 (2645 amino acids)
Biological process (GO): intracellular signal transduction; positive regulation of GTPase activity
Cellular component (GO): myosin complex
Molecular function (GO): ATP binding; microfilament motor activity; protein binding
Source: RefSeq, a predicted model, not a curated record